AUGACUUGGCAAGUUGUUUUGGUGGUUUGGGCCAGGGAGUUUCUUCUUGCCCUCCUGCAAGAAGAAUUUAAGGCUUCUCUGGGAGAGAUGGCGACAAGGAUGCAGGCAUUACAGUUUGAAGACAAUGUUUACACACCUACCUAUGUGAAAGGAUUUGGUGUAAAUAAGCAGGGUUUCUGUGGCUUAUGCAAGGGUGGGGCAUGGUUUGCAUGGGGGCAUGGCUAUCCGUAUCAUAUGCUACACAAACACGGAGUCAUGUCUGUGACUGGCCUUUAUUCCUUACCGCCACUGAAAACCAAACUGGGUGCUGCAUCAAAGCGGGGAAGAUGUGUUCUUGGCUGGUGCAGUGCGUGCAAACAAUGGAUGGAAUAUGCCAGGAUAUUUGAUCCUAUUAGGGAGAGUUCAAGAAAGCCUCUUCAAAUGCCUGAAAGCCAGCUGAUGUUGCUAGAUCACAAAACCAGACUAUUUUUGGUCAGAGAAUCAAAAGCUGUGACUAAUCCUGGGCGCUGGUAUGAGCAUGCAAAGAAAUGUCAUCAUCAUAGGGUCUUUAUCAAGAAAACAGGAUGUCAUGAGAACCAGGAAAAUCCCUCUUGUAAAAGAAAAGAAAAUAAAGGUCUUUGA
Messenger RNA from Melampsora larici-populina 98AG31, 621 nucleotides. RefSeq lists its product as uncharacterized. The coding region runs from base 1 to 621 and encodes 206 amino acids. The transcript is spliced from 4 exons. Lineage: Eukaryota; Fungi; Basidiomycota; Pucciniomycetes; Pucciniales; Melampsoraceae. The record is from RefSeq and is a predicted model, not a curated record.